Molecule: messenger RNA, 810 nt
Organism: Ruditapes philippinarum (Manila clam)
Lineage: Eukaryota; Metazoa; Mollusca; Bivalvia; Venerida; Veneridae
Product: enhancer of split mgamma protein-like
Exons: 3
Coding region: 1-810 (269 amino acids)
Biological process (GO): anterior/posterior pattern specification; regulation of neurogenesis; regulation of transcription by RNA polymerase II
Cellular component (GO): nucleus
Molecular function (GO): protein dimerization activity; DNA-binding transcription factor activity, RNA polymerase II-specific; RNA polymerase II cis-regulatory region sequence-specific DNA binding
Source: RefSeq, a predicted model, not a curated record
AUGGGCGGAGCUAAGAAAUCUGACUCACAGGAUAUGUCCUACGCAAGAAAGAUCCGGAAGCCAAUGGUGGAGAAGAAGAGAAGAGAAAGAAUGAACAAAAGUAUAUCACUUCUGAAGUCGCUAAUCGCACAGACUAUUCAAGAAAAUACUGCUCCAAUGACAAGGGUUGACAAGGCAGACAUUUUAGACUUAACUGUGUAUCAUCUGUCGCAGCUACAACGACAACAACAAUCUGUUACCAUGGCAACAGAAGCUGCUGCCUAUAAUGCAGGGUACAAGGCAUGUGCACAAGAAGCUGUGGCGUAUUUGGCAAGGAAUAAAAUCACAAGUGAUACAGUGACUGGUUCCCUAAGCAAUCAUCUACACCAGGCUUUCCUCACGAGAAGCAGACGACAGGAAAUGACAAAUCACAAUAAACAUGUGAAUAAUGUAUUCAAUCAAAAUAGACAAACACAUCGUCUCUCUACGCCUCUAAGACCAAAUGACACAGUUAACACAUCGCCAUUGCCAGAAUUUAAUUUUUCAGGAUAUUCACCCAUUUUAAACGGAAAUCAAGCUCUACCGGAACUUACGUCAUCAUUUGUGCAUUCAAGUCUUGAUUCCAGCUCUUCUUCUGGCUUCUCAAGCACUUCUUCAUCUGAAACCACCUCCUCGUACUGUUCGUCUUCCGGCUACAGUAAGGUGGAUGAUUCUUGUUCGGAUAAUGACGAAAAUAAUGCAGACAAUCGUAUAGAUAUUGUUACUAUUGGAAACGGCAAGGAAAAUGAAAUCGGUCACGUGAUAAAAGAAGUCCCAUGGCGACCAUUUUAA